AUGAAGAAGAAGAAACCCAAAAAAUCCUCACCCUCGAAGACGUCUCCGAAGACUUCUCCGGCGAAAUCGUCUUUCCCACCAACCAAGGUUCCUGAGAAAGUUCCCAUCUUUGUGGUCGACAAUGAAGUUUCCGAUGCCCAAUUUGACUCCACAGUCGAGGCGGUUGCUCAACUCCCAGUUAGCCACCCAGAUCCGACCUCUCAGUCCGAAGUCUCUCCGUCAGCAAAGAGUGUGAUCGCCGUGCAGUCAGCGGAUCCUUCUUCAGCUCUAGACGAAGAACUCACCAACAACCGUCCUGAGUCGAGCUCUAAGGGUCUUCCCCCGAGCUGCUCUGCAACACUUCCAGAAGCUUCAAAACCCUCCAAGGGUCUAGAUCUGUCUGGAGCAACAACAAAUGUAGCUAUUGCUGAUGCCAAUGUAAUUCAUGUGAGCUCGCAACAAGCUAAUGAAAAGGACCUUCCCUCAGCCAGAGAACACGGGGAGAUUUUCACAGGAGGCCAAACAUCGCAAGAUAUAGGUUCUGCUCCACCUAAAGAUACCUGGUGUGAUCUUGCUAAAGGAGUGAAGCGCCUCUCAAAAAAGGGAGAAGCUUUCACUCUUCCUUCAGGGGAAGCUUGUAUCAAGAUCCCAAAUUCGGUUAUUGAGAAGAACAGGAAAUCAUGGGAACCCUUUGUGCUUGGUCAGUUCUACUCCGAUCCGCCUUCUCAAGGUACUCUUCACAACAUUGUAAAUGGAAUCUGGAGCAAGCAAUAUCGUGACAUUGCGGUCUCAAAAAUGGAAGGCUUCGCUUUUCUAUUCCGGAUUCCAAACGCAGCGACCCGAGCCAGGGUGAUUAAACAGAAACUAUGGCAGAUCGAAGGACAAACCAUGUUUGUAGACAAAUGGGAACCUGGUGUUGUGCCUACCAAGCCCGAGCUCACUUCAGCCCCCAUCUGGCUGGAACUAAGAAAGGUCCCUCUUCAGUUCUUUAAUGAGGAUGGCCUGGAGCGCAUUGCAGGACUGGUGGGACAUCCCAAGUUUCUGCAUCCCACGACAGCGAACAAAACAAACUUAGAGGUCGCCAAGGUGUUUACUAUCAUCGAUCCUAGGAAGCCCGUCCCCAAGGCAGUCAACGUUCAGUUCGACUCGGGAGAAAUCUGUAGAGUGCUUGUCUCCAGUCCUUGGAUGCCACCGGUAUGCGACAUAUGUAAAGAAAUAGGGCACGCAGCGAGACGCUGUCCGAGGGCUCCAACGGCUUGUACAUUAUGCGGCUCGACAGAUCAUGACAACCACGAGAGACAGGAGUCUAAAGGAAAGAAAACAAGGAGAGGGAGGUCUAAAGACAAGCUGAACUGGGUCCUGGUAAAUCCACCAAAUGAUGCACAUGUUCCUUCGAAGGAACAUCCUGCUGAGCAGUCUUCACCGGUGGUUCCUCCUCAGCCCAAUCAAACUGUGACGCCUAUGCUGGAGUUUCCUCAUCAAACCAAGCUGGGCACUGGAAAGGACAUACCUGAUUCCUCGGAUGUUGAGUCCUCUGAUUCGGAGUUGGAAGAGGGUGAAUUCAGCAGAUUCGAGCCUGAUUUCGAGAUGAUCACUGUUGAGAUUACUUGGCCCUCCUCUCAAUCCAAUUUAAUUAUCUCUGUCAUUUAUGCUUCUAAUGAUAUUGAUGAGAGAACUAAUCUUUGGGCAGAAAUCUCUUCUUUAGCUUCUUCGCAGGCCCUGGACUCUAAACCUUGGAUGAUCCUGGGCGACUUUAACCAAAUUAGAGAACCUGCGGAGCACUCAAAACCUCAGUCCCUGAAUCUGGAUAAGAAAAUGAGGGACUUCAAUCAGUGUCUGCUAAAUGCUAAUGUCGAAGACCUUAACUUCAGAGGCACUUCAUUCACAUGGUGGAACAAACAAAAGAAUUCACCUAUUGCCAAAAAUCUGGACAGAUGCCUUGUGAAUGACGACUGGUACUUCAACUUUCCCUCUUCAGUUGCUUUCUUCGGUAGCCCGGAGUUCUCUGAUCAUGCAACCGCGGGGUUUAGGGAUUUGGUCUGCGUCAACUGGUUCUCAUUCAACAUCACCGGCUCUGCAAUGUAUAGAGUCUCUAAGAAGCUUAAACUACUUAAGAAAUGCAUCAAAGACUUCAGUCGACUUAACUACUCUGGUAUUGAGAGGAAAACGGCAGAAGCUCAUGAAAAGCUUAUCCAGGCGCAAGCAGUCAUGUUAUCUUCUCCCUUAACGAUGAAUGCUUCUGCUGAACUUCAGGCUUUAAAGGAAUGGGAGGAUCUAUACGCGGCGACCAGACAAGCCAUAAAUCAUAUCCACUUUCUGAAUUCAGAUGUAGGGGAGCGUAUUGAGUCUCAAGAGGGUAUUCAGCAGCUGUGCGUUGAUUACUUCUUGAAGCUUUUGGGAAGUGAAAGCUCUCAACCUAUGUUUAUUCAAAGUGAUCUUGAUCUCCUAUUUAAUUUCAGAUGUUCUGAGGAGCAGAUCGCGGGGUUUGAAAAAAAGUUCACUAAUGAGGACAUAAAAGAGGCCUUCUUCUCACUACCCAGAAACAAAACCGGUGGGCCUGACGGUUACUCUGCAGAAUUCUUCAUAGAUACGUGGGAGAUAAUUGGUCCGGAGGUGACUGAAGCAAUUCUAGAAUUCUUCAACUCUGGCUGCCUUCUCAAGCAGUGGAACUCAGCGUCUCUUGCCCUUAUCCCUAAGAUCCCCAAUGCGUCCCAUCCCUCAGAAUUCAGACCCAUCUCGUGCUUAAAUACGGUCUACAAAGUAAUCUCGAAGCUGCUCGCCUCACGACUCAAAGAGAUACUCCCCCUGAUGAUUUCCAAGUCACAAUCAGCUUUCCUCCCAGGGAGACUCUUGGCUGAGAAUGUACUGCUUGCCACUGAUCUAGUUAAUGGAUACAAUACUCAAAACAUUUCACCUCGUGGCAUGUUAAAAGUUGACCUAAGGAAAGCUUUCGAUUGUCUGAGAUGGGAUUUUAUUCUUGCAUCUCUGCGUGCUCUGGCCAUCCCUGAAAGCUACAUCAGAUUAAUUUCGGAAUGCCUCUCCACUGCAUCUUUCUCCAUCUCCAUAAACGGUGCUCUAGGUGGGUUCUUUAACAGCACGAAAGGAAUAAGGCAGGGAGAUCCUAUGUCCCCAUAUCUCUUCGUUCUUCUCGCUGCUAGAUUUGACACUGGAAAUAUUGGAUACCAUCCGCGAACAGAGAAUGUGAAGAUAUCUCACCUAAUGUUUGCUGAUGAUGUUAUGAUCUUCUUUGACGGCAACAACAACAGUCUGCAUGGUAUAGCUGAAUGCUUGGACGACUUUGCUUCAUGGUCGGCUUGUCCAUGA
Molecule: messenger RNA, 3303 nt
Organism: Brassica napus (rape)
Lineage: Eukaryota; Viridiplantae; Streptophyta; Magnoliopsida; Brassicales; Brassicaceae
Exons: 6
Coding region: 1-3303 (1100 amino acids)
Molecular function (GO): nucleic acid binding; catalytic activity; zinc ion binding
Source: RefSeq, a predicted model, not a curated record